GGUGCAUUCGAGGUGGGCUGGAUAUAUGGGAUAUGCGCUUGCUGGAAGAGGAGGAGUAUGACUGUGUAAUUAAAGGCGAAAAAAAAAAUCUUCAGACUGAUUUGUUAGGCUCCAGCAGACUAGAGGGUGUUACCGGCCCAUAUUAUAUCAAGUUUGAAAAGCAAACACAUGAUCAGAAAUUAGGCGCCUUCAAGUUUUCUUAUUGCACGUGCGAUAGGCUAUAUUAUUCAAGAUUCCUAUUUGAAACUCGACUCUCAGAUUCCUUAGCUUUAUACUCAGCGGUGGGUUCACCUCACGCGCUGUGGAUGCGUCUAGAUUCACUCCGUUUACAAUCUUUUGUGCUCUUAAAUAGACGCCGGGAUCGGUUAAAUGCAAAGUGUGGAAUCUCCAGUUGUUCUCUGUUGCCGGAUAAGAGCGUGUUUUUUUGAAUGAGGAUAUCAGGUCUUACUCAAACGUGCACGGAGCAGCACGGGCUCUGAAGAAUGAAGCGAUAAUAUCAAUCAUCUGAUACCCUUCAGGACUUUGAUAACCGCGCGAUCUACGAUGUAUUCGCCGAUUUGUCUCACACAGGAUGAGUUUCAUCCCUUCAUCGAGGCGCUGCUCCCUCAUGUCCGUGCCAUAGCCUACACCUGGUUCAACCUGCAGGCACGAAAGCGCAAGUACUUUAAGAAGCAUGAAAAGCGGAUGUCCAAGGAUGAGGAACGGGCUGUGAAAGACGAGCUUCUCAGCGAGAAGCCUGAAAUCAAGCAGAAGUGGGCAUCUCGUCUCCUGGCCAAGCUGCGCAAGGACAUCCGGCAGGAGUACCGGGAGGACUUUGUGCUCAGCGUAACGGGCAAGAAGCACCCGUGCUGUGUUCUCUCCAACCCCGACCAGAAGGGCAAGAUCCGCCGAAUCGACUGCCUGAGGCAGGCUGAUAAAGUGUGGCGGCUGGACCUGGUGAUGGUCAUCCUGUUCAAAGGUAUUCCGCUGGAGAGCACAGAUGGGGAGCGUCUGGUCAAGUCCCCGCACUGCACCAACCCGGGACUCUGCGUCCAGCCCCACCACAUCACUGUCUCUGUGAAAGAGCUGGACUUGUUUCUGGCAUACUAUGUCCAGGACCAAGACUCUCAACAGUCAGGAAGUCCAAGCAACAAUGAGCCUGGCAAGAACCCUCCAGUUUACUUGGAAGAGAGCUUUAUUAAAUCAGGGGUCUUUAGUGUUUCGGAGCUGGUGAGAGUAUCCAGAACUCCUAUCACACAGGGUUCAGGAGUGAACUUCCCUAUGGCUGACAUGCCAAGUCAGCCAUAUUAUCAAGAACUGAACUCAGGAGUGAGUUUACACCGGUCCCUCUCAUCUCCUCCUGGCAGUAAGCGGCCUAAGACGAUCCAAGAGGACAGUAUGGAGACUAGUCCCACCGGGCCAGACUUCUACCCAUCCCCCAGUUCCCCGGCCAGCAGACCCUGGCAUGAGAGAGACCAAGAAGAUAUGUCCUCUCCCAGCAUGAUAGAAGCCAGAGAAGACAUUAUUCAGCCCCACAUCUACCACAGGACUCUUCACCUCGGCUCAGCACCUUCCCCCAGCACCACCACCCAGGACUUGACCACCGUUGGCCAUAGUGUAAUUUCCACUAGGAGUCACCUCCGCAUUCGCCUGCAGUUUUCCGGCCCUGCCAUCCAUCCCCCAGCCCCCUCGCCCUACAUCUCUCAUGGCGCCUACCGCUACCCACCGCACCUCCAACCCCACCCGACUCCCUCAAGAACUACAUGCCAGUCUUACGACCCGUCCAGCCCACAGAGCAGCCAGGUCUGUAUGGACGUACUCACGUACACACAAAGACUAACGUACACGCGCAUUAACCCAGACCCUAAUGCAAUCAUACAAUAAUUAGUACAGUUUAUCUGUACUAGAACAGAGCCUUUA
Rhinichthys klamathensis goyatoka is the source of this 1899-nucleotide messenger RNA. RefSeq names its product nuclear factor 1 B-type-like. The transcript has 8 exons. Gene Ontology annotation, cellular component: nucleus. Gene Ontology annotation, biological process: regulation of transcription by RNA polymerase II. The coding region runs from base 544 to 1863 and encodes 439 amino acids. Lineage: Eukaryota; Metazoa; Chordata; Actinopteri; Cypriniformes; Leuciscidae. Gene Ontology annotation, molecular function: DNA-binding transcription factor activity, RNA polymerase II-specific; RNA polymerase II cis-regulatory region sequence-specific DNA binding. The record is from RefSeq and is a predicted model, not a curated record.